AUACUGUUCCACCCACGCUCAAAUUUGCGUGGGUGUUCAAUGCAGUACACUAAGUAAAAUGGCUCUCAUCUGGCAAUGGUCACUUGGCGUCAAUUAUAAGCAUCAGGAAACCCCUCCUUACCGUAUAGUCUGCUGUUUCUUAUUAUACGAAUAAAGGGGCAGGGCGACUCGAAGAGUUUUUCUCAAGAGAGUAAGUUGAAACAAAGUUACGGCCAUUUCUAGCUGUUUUUGUAGGCCAAUAUGGCGACUGUAGAGUAGUAACACGGAUAUAUUUUUUGCUGUAAGGUCUCUAUGAACAAGAUCUCUUCGAGUCGCCCUCCAGUAAGUCUUUAGGCAUCGAAUACUGGUCAGAAAGACAACCUGGAAGCUAUGCAGUCAACAAAACUUGACGCCAAAAUUUUCAGUUUUUUCCAGCUGACCUCAGACCACUUCAUUGGAUUACAAUACAUAGAUACUUUUAGCUACAAUAAAAGCUAGCAUUGUUUCAUGUUCUCUUUUCAUUGAUAAUCAUUGAAAGUAACAAAAAUAAUGUUGUGAUGAGAAAUAAAGAAAAUAAAUAUCUUAUGAAUUAUUCAUGAGCAAUUAGUAUACCGCAAGAUUUUGAGUAGAGAUCGAUGUCCGAGAAGGAGGUUCUGAGCAGAGACCAGAACAACAUCCCCUUUGAGGGGGGCCUGGCCGCCUUCCCUCCCGCCAGUCACCAGGAGGUUGGGGUGGGAAGCGCCCAGACAGAGAACCGUGGAGAUCGAGAAGAGCCUGAACCAAAUUUUAUCCAAAAGCCUUUUUCCUUGCCUCCUGAUUCUCCACACUCCAACACUGACUCCCCUUUUAAUUUUUUGGAUCAUAACGAGAUUGAAGGAGACGAAGAGCUUGAUAUUGAAAAGUCUCCUCUGCCUUCCUCAGGGGAUGCUGAGACAACCUUGUCCAAGUUGGUUACUGGCAGUAACAGAAACUUUGGUCUGUCUUCAGACUGCCAUGAGUGGACUCAAGUGGAGCCGAUGGUGUUUGUUCCAAGUUUCGGGAACAAGGUGUUCCAAAAACAGGUACUCCUUCACGAGUACUGACGUUUAUUAUUAUAAUCAGAUCUUUACUGGUCUUUAGCAAGUACGUACAUGUAGUGUCAACAAAAUGAAUUUUGUCAUUUCCCCAUAUCAGCAUUUUGCUCGUUAGUCAGCUUUAUUGUACCAUUAGCUAAACUUGACUGUUGGUGGUGUAUUUCAACACUGAACUAUGUACUUCUAGUGUUUGAUUUUUGUAAAUCUGCUAAUAAUUAUAAAUCGUUGAUUAGAGUUUG
Molecule: messenger RNA, 1291 nt
Organism: Halichondria panicea
Lineage: Eukaryota; Metazoa; Porifera; Demospongiae; Suberitida; Halichondriidae
Exons: 5
Coding region: 615-1061 (148 amino acids)
Source: RefSeq, a predicted model, not a curated record